GGAAGCCGGGCGCCGUGGUCAUGUGUGAUGGCCGCGGGGGCUGCUGGGAGGUGGCCUAACCGGGGCCCGCGGGGCCGGCGCCCGGCGUGAGCGAUGGGGCCGCGGGUCGCGUAGGGGCCAUGCCGCCCGGGCCCCGGGCCUGCCCCGCUCCGCGCCCCGGCCGCCGUGCCCCGCGUCCGCGCCGGCAUGGUGAACCUGGCGGCCAUGGUGUGGCGCCGGCUCCUGCGGAAGCGCUGGGUGCUCGCCCUGGUGUUCGGGCUGUCGCUCGUCUACUUCCUCACCAGCACCUUCAAGCAGGAGGAGAGGGCAGUGAGAGAUCGGAGCCUCCUCCAGAUUCAAGACCAGGACCAGCCCAUUCCAUGGAAAGUGCAGUUUAACCUGGGCAACAGCAGUCGGCCCAGCAACCAGUGCCGGAACUCCAUUCAAGGGAAGCAGCUCAUCACGGAUGAGCUCGGAUAUGUCUGCGAAAGGAAGGACCUGCUGGUGAACGGCUGCUGUAAUGUCAACGUCGGGAGCUCCAAGCAGUACUGUUGUGAUGGCUGCCUGCCCAACGGCUGCUGCAGUGCCUACGAGCACUGUGUCUCCUGCUGCCUGCAGCCCAACAAGCAACUUCUCCUGGAGCGUUUCCUCAACCGGGCAGCCAUGGCAUUCCAGAACCUCUUCCUGGCAGUCGAAGACCACUUUGAACUAUGCCUGGCCAAAUGCAGGACCUCCUCCCAGAGUGUGCAGCACGAGAAUACCUAUCGGGACCCCAGAGCGAAGUAUUGCUAUGGAGAGCACCCUCCUGAGCUCUUCCCUGCCUGACAUGUGGGAGCAGGAGAUGGGGUAAAGGUGCCGAGAAGAGCCUGAAGCCGAAAGAACCCACCUGAAGCAGACUUCAGAGCCCUCUCCACUGGUCUGUUGGAAGAAGAGAAGGGAAGCUUGGCUCUGACCCCUUCUGUGUUGUCCUGUUUGGCGUCACUCUCCACCUGGACUUCACCAGAUGGAGUGGCUCUGGAAACACCAGCCGAUUGCCUUGGAAAGAUGGGUGGGGGGGGAUGUGGGCACUUUGGGUACCUCUGUGCAGGGACCUGUGGUGACUCUCCCUUCUCAUCGGGGCCUUUUCUGUAAAGUUAUUUCUUGAUUCCCUUGGAGUACUUGGGGAACUACAGUGUUUUAUAUAGGAAAACGUCUUGCCUUGACAGUGAGUAUAUUCAAGGGUAUUGUUGUUUUUCUUGUGUUUGAGUCUCAGUGUGAAAUCAUCCCUUCACCCUGAUAAAGUGUCUGGUCUCCUAGAA
Messenger RNA from Erinaceus europaeus (western European hedgehog), 1277 nucleotides. RefSeq names its product SREBF pathway regulator in golgi 1 (gene SPRING1). The coding region runs from base 187 to 804 and encodes 205 amino acids. The transcript is spliced from 5 exons. Lineage: Eukaryota; Metazoa; Chordata; Mammalia; Eulipotyphla; Erinaceidae. The record is from RefSeq and is a predicted model, not a curated record. Gene Ontology annotation, biological process: positive regulation of SREBP signaling pathway.